GCAUCUCUCUUUUCAUUCUUCCUCGCCAUGGUCAUCUCAGGCAGACUUCAUGGCUGAUCCACUCAUCAUCGUCGGUACGGCUGGGGCCGUCACUGGUCUCGUUGAGGCUCUAGGCAGGAUCAUUGAGGCAGUGUCGGCGCUUCGCAGCCAGUGGAAGGACGCCAAUCUAAUCGCGCUAGCGUUUGAGACGCAGCUAGUUGCAAUGCGAGCUGCCCUGGCCAAAAUUGAGCAGUGGGCCAGCAUAGCCAGCGAGCCUCACCACCAGCUCGUCAUAGAUCUUGGCCGAUGCGUAUCCUGCUGUCGGCUACUCGUCGACAAGCUAGACGUCGAGGUCGCUCGAUUCACCAAUUUAGGUGGCGCCUUGAAUACGUCAGACAAGCUCCAAUUGAUCUUCAAAUCGAAGGGACUCCAACAUGUCCAAAAGUCGAUUGAGAUUCAGACCACGGCCUUGACGCUGCUCCUCACCGCGUGCAACAGCAACACCCUUGCAGAGCAGAGCGCGCUCCUCCAAAGGCCAUCGCCCCGAAAGACCUUCAAGAAGAUGGAGGCCGACGCAGCAUCCAUUAUUGUGCUGCGAGACGUCGACUCUAUUCUCAGCGGCUACACCGCGACCUCCAUCAACUCCUCCAAAAGAUCGCUAGUCUUUGAAUUCGACCAAGACCUUCUUACCUCGCGCAUCUAUCAGAAGUGGAUUCGCGGGUCUGUUAGGGGUAGUUUGCUAAAACAACAGGGUACUACCCAGACGAGGCCCCCCGGACCGGCUUUGAAACUACUUUCGGAUCGAGCGCUUCGCUACUCUUGUGGCUACUAUUCCUGCCCGUUCUUGAUAACUGGUACUGAAACGCCACCCACGAUGGACAUGCUGAAGAGAAUGAAAGCAAAGUUUCCGAGGAUCUACACCAAACGGGACGAGGUUCGAAACCGGGCACUCGUCUUGAGUGCCGUCAUUGCUAGUGCACGAUCGGUCGCGCGUGCAUUAUUGAAACUCUUCGACGUUGAGCUAGGAAUCCAGCAUGGCAUCGAGUACACAGACUUGCUGUUCCUAGAAAACUUUGGGUCUGGCAGCACCCAGGGUCUUACCUUCGACUCCAGGUUUCCAAACGCGGUUGAGUCACUGAGAAAAUGCAACUGCUUCCAGAGGCUUGAGGAUGCUCAAGUCGAGGCUCCCGAGGAUGUCUACCCUUGCAUCGAGUCCGCAGAAUACCUAUUCCUGGAGGUUCGGAGAAUAUGGAGGCCGGACUACAUACCCAACGACCUGGAUAUUUUCAGGUGCGGAAGUAAGCCAAAAUGGGCCGGGCAAACGGCCCUGCAGAUCAGGAUAACACUCGACAAACAUUUUUUGACCAUCUAUGACAUACCCUUUGAGGUCUUCGACAUGAACUAUCCCCCAAACCCUAUCAUCUUCGUGGUUGACCUGGACCAUUACGACCGACCAAACGUGGCCAAGGCGUUGGACUUUUUGAGAGACGAUGCCGCACGCCGGUCCAAUUUUUGGCGACACGGUAAGGAAGUAAUGAUCGUGCUCUACAACUCGAUACUUUUCAGAUCUAAGCUCGCCGCCGUGCCGCUGAGCAAAACGUUUCCAGAUUACACUGGUGGGAGCGAUGUCGAUCAGGCCUUUGCAUACCUACUUGAAACUUUCAGCGCUUUCGGCGGACCGUAUUACACCUGUAAGUUUGAUCCGACCAAUCCAACAGGAGAUGAGGAAGUUCUCUUGCACAUCAAAUUCUUUAUUUCGGAAGCAAUCAAUAAAAAGAUAUUGAGAGACUCGGGUUUCCUGUAACAAUUAGCAGCGAAUCAGUACACGCCGGGGCCCAAACCGUUCAAGCCGCAAUCUUUUGAACCGACAAUAGUUACCUAGCAUUCGUGAUGUGGCGUGACUCUAGAACCACCCCAGGGGACGUAAUGAUGUGAUCCGGUAUCUAGAAGAUAAAUGUAGGAACAUAUUCGUAGCUACCUAGAUGUAGCGGGGGUUGCGACUGUAUAAUUAGACGCUGUUGCUAGAGUGCCAGGCAGCAGGUAUAUCUAGUUUUUCUGCUAGUGGAACGGCACACCAUUACAC
This is a messenger RNA of Lasiosphaeria miniovina, 2062 nucleotides long. RefSeq lists its product as uncharacterized. Gene Ontology annotation, biological process: adenylate cyclase-modulating G protein-coupled receptor signaling pathway. Bases 50 to 1783 code for a protein of 577 amino acids. The transcript has 3 exons. Gene Ontology annotation, molecular function: guanyl nucleotide binding; G-protein beta/gamma-subunit complex binding; GTPase activity. The record is from RefSeq and is a predicted model, not a curated record. Lineage: Eukaryota; Fungi; Ascomycota; Sordariomycetes; Sordariales; Lasiosphaeriaceae. Gene Ontology annotation, cellular component: heterotrimeric G-protein complex.